AUGGGAUUAUUUUUAGAUAGGAGUUUUCGUGAUGUUAUAAUUCGCGACAGCGUGUUGGGCUUUAACUUCGACCCAGGAUCAUCAUCUGCAACCGCUUUCACCCAAUACAUUUUAUGGGAUUUCCCAGCAAAGUAUGAAUUAUGGCCAAAACCAUGGCGUUGCAGAUGA
Messenger RNA from Brugia malayi, 168 nucleotides. RefSeq lists its product as uncharacterized. Lineage: Eukaryota; Metazoa; Nematoda; Chromadorea; Rhabditida; Onchocercidae. Bases 1 to 168 code for a protein of 55 amino acids. The transcript is spliced from 2 exons. The record is from RefSeq and is a predicted model, not a curated record.